CACUGGUGACAUCAUUCAGUCUUUUCAAGUACAUGGCUUUGUACAGUCUGAUCCAGUUUGCCUCUGUACUUAUUCUCUACACUGAGAAAACAAACUUGGGCGACUUGCAGUUCCUCUUUUUUGAUUUAGUUUUGGUGACCGUUUUGGCUAUAGUGAUGGGACGGGGAGGUCCCAGCGAUGAGCUCCAUCCCCAGCGACCCGCUGCCAGUCUUCUGUCUCUGCCAAUCCUGUCUAGUUUACUGGUGCACACUGUGCUGCUGAUCCUAGCCCAGGUGUCUGCCCUGCUUAUCACUGUGUCACAAGACUGGUAUGUGCCUCUAAAUUCGACUGUGACGGGGGCUGCAAACUUGCCAAACAUGGAGGACACAAGCAUAUUUGCCUUAUCGGGAUUCCAAUAUAUCAUCAUGUCUAUUGUGAUAACCAAAGGAUAUCCUUACAAAAAACCACUGUAUUACAAUUUUUUGUUUGUAGGCGCACUGCUGGUUUUCUUUGCACUUAUGAGCUGGCUGGUUCUUUUCCGUCACACCAUCAUCCAUCAACUGCUGCAGCUCUGUGACAUCAAUGAUAUGAACUAUAAACUACUGCUGGUGGCUGUAGCUGCACUCAACUUCUUCAUAUGCUACUUGCUUGAGAUUCUUAUUGACCGAGGUGCCCUGAACUGCCUUCACAACCUCAGAGGAAAACGCGAGUCCAAAAAGCAGUACAAACGUCUGGAUGCCCAUCUUGCAGGAACACCCUCAUGGCCGCCCCUGAACCAGCCCUUGUUCCCAACACAGUGCUCCGUCAUCGGUGUUAGCUAACACCUACCUCCUGCUUUAGAAUUUCAACUCUCCCCAAGGACAUAUCCAGGGUUGCCAAAGAUCUGAUACCACCUCUCAGUGCACUAGUGAGGUAUGCGUACCAGGUGUCGUCCUUGUCUGCCUAUUAUAUAUGGCACAAAACAUAUCAUACAGCAACAAGUAUGGACUGUUAGUAAUAGUGUUUCUAAUACAAAACAUAACUGAAGAAUAAAAAACUUUAAGUAUUUUGAAAGGGUGUUCUGGUUGAUUAAGAAAAAGGGUGGAAACAUAUUUCCCCAGAAUAUGUAAUAUAUUUACCAAAAAAUGUUAUAUUCAACAAAAAUAAAAAAUAGAGGGUAUAUUGCCUUGAGAAGUGCUUGAUUCAGUUACUAGCAUAAAUACAAAAUACUGAGUA
Sinocyclocheilus rhinocerous is the source of this 1194-nucleotide messenger RNA. RefSeq names its product probable cation-transporting ATPase 13A2. Gene Ontology annotation, molecular function: polyamine transmembrane transporter activity; ATPase-coupled monoatomic cation transmembrane transporter activity; P-type transmembrane transporter activity. The record is from RefSeq and is a predicted model, not a curated record. The transcript is spliced from 5 exons. Gene Ontology annotation, biological process: polyamine transmembrane transport; autophagosome-lysosome fusion; regulation of autophagosome size. Gene Ontology annotation, cellular component: late endosome membrane. Bases 33 to 800 code for a protein of 255 amino acids. NCBI's taxonomy places the organism in Eukaryota, Metazoa, Chordata, Actinopteri, Cypriniformes, Cyprinidae.